Messenger RNA from Austrofundulus limnaeus, 1575 nucleotides. RefSeq lists its product as uncharacterized. The transcript has 3 exons. NCBI's taxonomy places the organism in Eukaryota, Metazoa, Chordata, Actinopteri, Cyprinodontiformes, Rivulidae. The record is from RefSeq and is a predicted model, not a curated record. Bases 49 to 1575 code for a protein of 508 amino acids.
GCUAAGAUAGCUCCUGAAAAAGAGAGAAUUUAUAAAUAUUGGCGACGCAUGUUUAGAGUAAUGAAAGACGUUCUGACCUCCAGCAAAGAGGGUGAAAACAAGACCUUGACAUCUGACAAAGAUUUCACAGAUACUCAGACGACACAUUGUGAUGCAGCUGACGAGGUGCGCUCUCAUGAAGGCGCUUCUGAGACAAAACAGAAUCACCAGGUGGCAGCAGACGUGACUGAGACUGAGCAGAAAAAAGACAAAACUGACAACAGAGGUCCAUACAAGGAAGUGGUGACCAUGUUAGCGAAUGCUGAGAAACAGAUGCCUUUGUUUGGUGACGGGGAUGACCCAGAGGAGGGCACGAGUAAAUCUUCAUCACGCAGAACUGGGACCAUGAUAGUGAAAGAUAAAUGGCCACAAGAUGUUACUUACGCAGUCGUUAAGGGUUUGCUUGAAUUAUGCCCACAGGAAGAUGAACAUGGUGUAAGAACUGCAAUUAGUAAGUUUGUAAAACCACAAAGGCUCGACAGAAAUGAGGGUUUGCAGGAUGAGGUGGCAGGCAGAGAGGCCUCAGAAUGGUGGGAUGAUGGGCCACCGCCACCUAGUGGAGGCUUGCAGGGAGAUGUGCAGAUGCAUGUUAUGAGACCAGAUUCAACAAUGCAGGGGAAUAGAUUACAACAUAACAGGCAGACACAGUGGACACAACACAGAGAUGACAGGCAGGUUAGGUCAAAUAUUCAUUCUUGUAUGGAUCAGAAGCCGUGGGUUGGAAUGUUUCCACAUGUCACUUCGUCAAAUGAGGCAGGCCAUAACAUUGUCACUUACAAAACAUUUUCUAUGCAGGACACACAAUUGAUUAAACAAAAGUUACCUGAUUUGAAUGCUGGGGGGUCAUUGUGGAUUAAGGCAUUUUUAAAGGCCUGUUCUGGCAUGGUUCCGACAAUGGGUGAUUUUAGACUUGUGUAUUGUGCGUGCACUAGCUGGGGGGCGCUAACAGAGCUCGAAGGAGCUGUUGCUUCAUUUGGUGUUCCAGACGACACACCUUUAGAAAGGUGGGUACAUGCAUUGUGGCCUAGGAUUAGAGACAGAUUUCCAAUAAACAUGGAGUCAGUUGAGUUGAAUAAUAUCCCGCCACGAAAGGAUGAGAGAGGGUCAGUUUAUCUGGCGAGGGUCAGAGAGUUAUGGGGGCCUAAAAUUGGUGUGGAUCCAGUUUAUGAUAGGCCUAGCUGGGUAAUGUUCAAGUCGGCAGUAUUAACGCCCCAGACUGAUCAGGUCAGGAAGCAGCUGGAGUGUGUUGUGGGGUUAGACAGAUUAGAUUAUGACUUGUGGAGUGAUCAUGUGGUCCAUUUUAUUGACAAACAGGUGAAGGACAAACAGGCUGAGCAACAAGAAAUGAAAUCCUUGGAGGCACAGUUAGCUAAGUCUAAACUGAAAGAUCUGAGAGAUAAAGUGAACCAGCCAAAAGAAAAAAGUGCAGUUCAGAUGCCUCAGUUAGUGGACAUGCCUCAUGGAGGGCCGCAGCAGGAGGUUUCUGGUCUCAACAAACUGUCCAGUAAAUCUCCUGGGGAGAGAUAUCCUGUGUGA